AUGUGUUCGUGCAAAGUGAAUCUGGAAGGUAAAAUCGUUGUAAUUACUGGUGGUAACGCGGGCAUAGGGUUCGAAACUGCGAAAAUACUGGCCAAGCGUGGAGCCACCGUCGUGAUCGCCAGCCGCAACGACGCCAAGUCAAAGGCUGCCGCGGAAAAGAUCACCGAAGUCACGGGAAACCCCAACAUCUUCUACAAACAUUUAGAUCUUGGAAGGCUAGCCAGCGUGAAGAAAUUUGCCGAGGAUUUUGACAAAUCAUUCGACCGCUUAGACGUUCUGAUCAACAACGCCGGCUUCACCGAGGCCGAGCAACGCCACAGCGAAGACGGAAUCGAAAACGUGAUGCAGGUCAACCACGUCGCUCACAUUUAUCUCACUAACCUGCUGAUGCCCAAGAUAGUUGCUUCCAAACCUAGCCGCAUCAUAAUUGUAACUUCGAUUGCCCAUGAAACCCAUAAGUUCCAACGAAUGGGAAAGUCAGACAUAUUUGAGAAAAUCCCGGAUUGUCCUAAGAAGAUACUGUAUUUCAUCAUGGACCGCAUAUGUAAGACGGUGGUGGAAUGCGCGCAAACGUCGGUGCACCUGGCCUGCGCGCCCUCUCUGGCGAGCGUGUCGGGCCUGUACUUCGAUGAUUGCGAAGUUACCACUCCGCACCAUACAGUCACUGAUGAACUGGCUGAACAGGUCUGGACUGACACUUUGUCCUUGAUCGAAGACAGAACUAAAAGAUUCGAGAAGAUCGGUACGGAAUAA
Ostrinia nubilalis (European corn borer) is the source of this 753-nucleotide messenger RNA. Its product is annotated as retinol dehydrogenase 11-like. The transcript is spliced from 2 exons. Bases 1 to 753 code for a protein of 250 amino acids. NCBI's taxonomy places the organism in Eukaryota, Metazoa, Arthropoda, Insecta, Lepidoptera, Crambidae. The record is from RefSeq and is a predicted model, not a curated record.